GAAAGAUAUAAGUUGGGAUUUUAUGAUCAUCUCUCAGAAAUGGUUGAAAAAGGGUGUUUGAUUUGUAAAUUUCGCGGCAGUUUUGUCUUAGAAAAUUCUACUGGCUUCCCGGUCAAUGUCGGCAUUCUCAACGGGCCGCUGCAGAAGUAAUUAUAAACCCGCUAACAGCCGAAUUCGGACUUUAAUGGCAGUCGAUGGCUCUAAGCAGGUGGGAAACUAUGACACAGCAAUUCCUCCCGACUCUCCUCUUCUUCCUCACCUUCUUCCCGUCAAUCUCCUUCUCCACAGACACCAUUACUCCAUCUCGUUUCCUCUCCGAUGGCGAAACCCUCAUCUCCUCAAACGGAACCUUCGCCCUCGGCUUCUUCACCCCUCCAAAAACCACCAACCGCUAUCUCGGGAUUUGGUACCACAAACUCGCAUCACCCACCGUCGUCUGGGUCGCCAAUCGCCGGAAUCCCAUUUCCAAUUCCAACGCAACACUCUCAAUAAGAGCCGGCGAUGCGUCUCUCCAUCUCGUAGCCUCUGAUGACUCCACCCCCCUCUGGUCUUCCCCUUCAAUCAACAAUUCCAUCCCUGAUCCCAUCGCCCAACUUCUCGAUAACGGCAAUUUUGUCGUGAAAUCGCCCAAUUCCAGCUCCAUCUUAUGGCAGAGCUUCGAUCACCCAACAGAUAUCAUGCUCCCAGGCAUGAAGAUUGGUCCUAACCUGAAAACCGGUGUCGACCGCAAUCUCGUGGCAUGGCGGAGCCUCUCCGAUCCAUCGCCGGGGACUUAUACCCUUGCGAUCGAUCCAGUCGGCGUUCCCCAGUUCGUCAUCCGCGACGUCUCGGGGAAUUGGAUCUGGCGUGGCGGACCAUGGAACGGCUUCGGUUUUUCCGGCGCCGGAUCUAAUCAAUUCUUUGACAUCGGUUUAUACAGAGAGUUCAUCUCCAGCUUUAAUACCAGUUCGGAUGAGAUCUACUACCAGUUCAACAUGGUAGGAGACGCCAUUUCUAUUUUGACAAUGGAUCAAAACGGAUCAACCAGCCGUUACGGAUGGGAAGCGUCGUCACAGAAUUGGAGUCUCUACUGGUUCGCACCAAACGACACUUGCGACUUCUUUUCAACAUGCGGAAUCAACGCCAUCUGUGAUACGAGCAGCUCGCCGAUCUGCCGGUGUAUUGAUGGGUUUAAUCCGGCGAAUACGGCGAGUUGGCGCCGGGGAGAUUGGUCAGAUGGGUGUGUGAGAACGGCGAACCUUGGCUGCGAGGCGAAUGGAACCGAUGAGUUCAUGGUAGUUCGCGGUUCGAAGCUGCCGGACACGAAGGCCGCGGUGGCGGAUAUGAGCUUGGACAUAGAUGGGUGUAAGGCAAGGUGUUUGAUGAAUUGCUCCUGUAAGGCUUAUGCGAGCGCUGAUCUUAGCAGAGGAGGAAAUGGGUGCUAUAUCUGGAUGGCGGAGAUUAAAGAUCUCAAAGUUUAUGCAGACGGCGGGCAGGAUCUUUACGUCCGUGUUGCACCUAGCGGUGAAGGAAGCAAGAACAAGGCGUGGGUUUAUGCCAUCACAGCAGUAGCUAUUGCUUUGUUCCUUCUGAUAAUUUUGAUUUGCGUCUUUAUGAUAAGGAGACGGAAACUCAGAAAACUUUUGGAGGAACAAUCGAUUUCCUCUCUAAAUUGGGAGGAUGAAAUUGUACAUAAAGGUAAAGAAGGGAAUUCAACAAUAUCAUUGUUUAAAUUUACUCAAAUAGUGAGUGCUACAGACAACUUUUCAAAUUUUAACAAGCUUGGAGAAGGUGGUUUUGGGCCUGUUUAUAAGGGAAAAUUACCAGAGGGACAAGAUGUAGCGGUCAAAAGGCUAUCUACAAGAUCAGGGCAAGGAUUAGAGGAGUUCAAAAAUGAGAUUUUGUUAAUUGCUAAACUGCAACAUAUGAAUUUAGUAAGAUUAUUAGGUUGUUGUAUUCAUGGCGAAGAGAAGAUGCUGAUAUAUGAGUUCAUGCCUAACAAAAGCUUGGAUCUCUUUCUUUUUGAUGCUAGCCAAAGAUCAAGAUUAGAUUGGAGAAGGCGUUUUCAAAUAAUAGAAGGAAUAACUCAGGGGCUUCUUUAUCUUCAUAAACACUCCAGAUUAAAAAUCAUUCAUCGAGACUUGAAGGCAAGCAACAUUCUAUUGGACGCUGAUAUGAACCCUAAAAUCUCAGAUUUUGGCAUGGCAAGGAUUUUUGAUGCUAAUGAAACUCAAGCAAAUACUCGAAGGAUUGUCGGCACUUAUGGUUACAUGUCUCCAGAAUAUGCUUUCAAGGGUCUCUUCUCCGUCAAGUCGGAUGUAUUUAGCUUUGGAGUACUCCUUCUUGAGAUUUUGAGUGGGAAGAGAAAUGCUGGUUUUCAUGACUUUGGUUCUUCCUACAAUCUUCUUGCAUAUGCUUGGGAAUUAUGGAAAGAAGGGAAGUGGAUGGAAUUUGUUGAUCCUGCAUUGGAUAACCAAUUUGGGCAUGAGGUGACGAGGUGCAUCUAUGUGGCGCUUCUAUGCGUGCAAGAGAGCCCGGAAGAUCGCCCGAUUAUGUCGGAUGUUGCCACGAUGCUUAGCAGUGUAAGUUUACAGUUUGGUAGUGUUAAGCAACCUGCAUUUUUCUCUAUGAAAGAUGCUUCAGACUCUAAGUUGCCAUUAAAUAUGCAUGUAAAUUCUUCUUCUAAUGAGCUCUCAGUUACCCUUGUGUCCGGCCGAUAACACUAGCUAAUUUAUUUGUUUUUUUGUAAAUCUGACAAUUUAGAUUGAAAAAUAUGUAAAAAUACAAGUGUAUAUACAAUUGUCUGAGUUAGCAGAGGUUAUAUUGAGUAAAGCUUUUGUAAUUGUAGUUUGAGUUGAAUUACUUAGAAAAUGGAAAAAAUAGGGUUCAAUGAUUGAGAGCUUAAUUGGCUUUGUAUUUAGGAGAAAUGUUAAUUGAAGGAGCAUGUG
Phalaenopsis equestris is the source of this 2927-nucleotide messenger RNA. RefSeq names its product receptor-like serine/threonine-protein kinase SD1-8. The transcript is spliced from 7 exons. The record is from RefSeq and is a predicted model, not a curated record. Bases 195 to 2699 code for a protein of 834 amino acids. Gene Ontology annotation, molecular function: ATP binding; protein serine/threonine kinase activity. Lineage: Eukaryota; Viridiplantae; Streptophyta; Magnoliopsida; Asparagales; Orchidaceae. Gene Ontology annotation, biological process: recognition of pollen; protein phosphorylation.